AGGCACCUCCGCAGAGCAGGCUGCCAGCAGCCCGUCGUCAGCCCCAAGAGGACUUUGCAGCCCUCUGCCUUCCGCCUGUCCGAGCGGCGUGGCCACCUGCCCGCAGAUGGAGCUGGACCAAAUGAAGAGUGGCGGCCUCCACGCCUACCCCGGGCCGCGGGGCGGGCCGGUGGCCAAGCCCAACGUGAUCCUGCAGAUCGGUAAGUGCCGGACGGAGAUGCUGGAGCAUGUGCGGAGGACCCACCGGCACCUGCUGGCCGAGGUGUCCAAGCAGGUGGAGCGCGAGCUGAAGGGGCUGCACAGGUCGGUGGGCAAGCUGGAGAGCAACCUGGACGGCUACGUGCCCACCAGCGACUCGCAGCGCUGGAAGAAGUCCAUCAAGGCGUGCCUCUGCCGCUGCCAGGAGACCAUCGCCAACCUGGAGCGCUGGGUCAAGCGCGAGAUGCACGUGUGGCGGGAGAUCUUCUACCGGCUGGAGAGGUGGGCGGACCGCCUGGAGGCUAUGGGCACCAAGUACCAGGUGGGCAGCGAGCCAGCCCGCCACACGGCCUCCGUGGGCGUGGGGGGUCCUGAGAGCUAUGGCCAGGACGCUGAUGGCUACGACUACACGGUCAGCCCCUACGCCAUCACCCCGCCGCCCGCCACUGGCGAGCUGCCUGGGCAGGAGCCCGUGGAGGCCCAGCAGUACCCACCCUGGGGGACCGGUGAGGACGGGCAGCUGAGCCCCGGCGUGGACACUCAGAUCUUCGAGGACCCGAGGGAGUUCCUCAGCCACCUGGAGGAGUACCUGCGACAGGUGGGCGGCUCCGAGGAGUACUGGCUGUCACAGAUUCAGAACCACAUGAACGGGCCGGCCAAGAAGUGGUGGGAGUUCAAGCAGGGCUCAGUGAAGAACUGGGUGGAGUUCAAGAAGGAGUUCCUGCAGUACAGCGAGGGCACACUGUCCCGCGAGGCCAUCCAGCGCGAGCUCGACUUGCCGCAGAAGCAGGGGGAGCCGCUGGACCAGUUCCUGUGGCGCAAGCGGGACCUGUACCAGACGCUCUACGUGGACGCCGACGAGGAGGAGAUCAUCCAGUACGUGGUGGGCACCCUGCAGCCCAAGCUCAAGCGCUUCCUGCGCCACCCGCUGCCCAAGACUCUGGAGCAGCUCAUCCAGAGGGGCAUGGAGGUGCAGGACGGCCUGGAGCAGGCGGCCGAGCCAGCCGGCCCCCGCCUGCCCGCCGAGGACGAGGGCGAGGCCGAGACCCUCACGCCGGCCCUCACCAGUGAGUCUGUAGCCAGUGACCGGACCCAGCCGGAAUAGAGGGCGGCCCGGGCCCCAGCCUGCCCACCACAGCCGCCUGUGGCCUUACCAUCCAGGACUCACGGGCGGGAAGGACUGCUGCAGGGGGGAGCCCUCAUCCUCAUCCAGCCGGGCCCCCGCCUCAGCCUCCCAGCCUGACUCGCACAGACACACGCCAUCCAGAUGUGGGCAGUGCUCCCCAAACAGCAAAGGAGCCCUUCUCCCCUGCAGGGCCCUUGCCCCAGUGCCCUCCCUCCGUCUGUCUUCCCCGGCCCUGGGUCUGCCUGGGCCGGGGCUCGGACU
Ceratotherium simum simum (southern white rhinoceros) is the source of this 1585-nucleotide messenger RNA. The record is from RefSeq and is a predicted model, not a curated record. NCBI's taxonomy places the organism in Eukaryota, Metazoa, Chordata, Mammalia, Perissodactyla, Rhinocerotidae.